Messenger RNA from Zea mays, 634 nucleotides. RefSeq lists its product as uncharacterized. Lineage: Eukaryota; Viridiplantae; Streptophyta; Magnoliopsida; Poales; Poaceae. The record is from RefSeq and is a predicted model, not a curated record. The transcript is spliced from 2 exons. The coding region runs from base 53 to 424 and encodes 123 amino acids.
UUAUUCAUCGACAAGUCGCUUCGCAUACACUGGUGUAUUGACCCAAGGAGAGAUGAAUGCGAUGAGGCUGACGCCGAUUCUCCUCGCCGUUCUGAUGAUGACAUGUCUCGUGUUCGCUGCAAACUGUGCGAUUGCAGGCGGCCAUGACGUGGAGACGAAACCGGCUAGCGGUCUCCGGCGGCCGCCGCCGGACGGAGAGAAGACGAUGUUGGGAAGCAGCGACAUAAACAUCAAAUUGUGUUUGAAGGCUCAGUGCGCUGGUUACAAGAGCUGUUACUGCUGCUUCACUUUACCUGGUUUGCCGUGCUGGCCUGAUCAGAACACGUGCUGGCAAGAGUGUCCCAAUCGCCAUCGACUCCGAUCCACCCGAUCCAUGAAGCACGCCGACGCGAUGCCCUCCAUAGGUCCUAGCAAGUUCUCAUGAGAAAGGAUCCGGUCUCGAAUUCUCUGGCUCAGAGUGACAAUAUGUGAUAUAUUGUCAUGCAUGGCAGCGUGAGUGUAGGAUGGUAAUAAAUAAGCAACAUUCCAUGCAAUAGUAUGUCGUAUGGGAACAUCUUGAUUUAUGAGAUUAUUCAGAGCUUGUUCCUCAUAAUCUUGGGCUUGUAUGGCAGGAUAUAACAUACUUACUUUGUUC